Capsaspora owczarzaki ATCC 30864 is the source of this 975-nucleotide messenger RNA. RefSeq lists its product as hypothetical. The transcript has 5 exons. The record is from RefSeq and is a predicted model, not a curated record. The coding region runs from base 20 to 961 and encodes 313 amino acids. Lineage: Eukaryota; Filasterea; Ministeriida; Capsasporidae. Gene Ontology annotation, molecular function: structural molecule activity; protein binding. Gene Ontology annotation, biological process: endoplasmic reticulum to Golgi vesicle-mediated transport; intra-Golgi vesicle-mediated transport; retrograde vesicle-mediated transport, Golgi to endoplasmic reticulum. Gene Ontology annotation, cellular component: COPI vesicle coat.
CUUUCUUAUCGAAAUUUCAAUGGCGUACCAGCAGCAGCCGCAGCAGCAGCAGCAGCAGACCGACACCGUGCUCUUCCCGCUGCGCACUGCGUUCUAUCUGGGCAACUACGCUGCAGCCAUCACCGAGGGCGUCAAGCUCGCAGGCAAGGCGCAGCUCGACCUGGCGCGGGCCAUCGAGGCAAAGACGCUCGUCUACCGCGCAUACAUUGCACAGAAAAAGUACAACCUGGUCAUUGGCGAGCUCGGCGACGCGAACGCACCGGUCGAACUCCGCGCCGUCGCGGCACUUGCGACCUUCCUCAAGAGCGAGCGCGACCAGGAGGCUGCGCUCACGCAGGUCAGGUCACUCGCUGGUGGCGCACUCAGCGCGGCCAAUCCAUUCGUCGCUUUCAUUGCCGCCAUCAUGAUCUUCCACCAGGGCGGCUACGACGAGGUCCUCAAGCUCCUCCACAACUCGACGCAUCUUGAAAGCAUCGCACUCUGCGCACAGGCAUAUCUCCGCCUCGAUCUUGUCGAGCGCGCAAAGAAGGAGCUCAAGCGCAUGCAAGAGAUUGAUGACGACUCGACCUUGACUCAACUGACGAACGCCUGGGUCAACUUGGCAGUGGGUGGCGACAAGUACCAAGAAGCGUACUUUAUCUUCCAAGAAAUGGCAGAGAAAUAUUCCCCGACUGUGGCACUGCUGAACGGACAGGCCGUGUGUCAUUUGCACCAGGGCCGUUUGGAAGAAGCCGAGAGCUUGUUGCAAGAGGCCUUGUCCAAGGACUCGAGCGACCCAGACACGAUUGCCAACCUUGUCACAGUCUCCAUCCACCAAAACAAGCCUCAAGAGGUCAUCAACCGCUUUGUCAACCAACUCAAGGACGAAGCCCCCGCACACCCUUUCACCCGCGAUUUGCUUGCCAAAGAGCGUGCAUUCGACCGUGCGGCAGAGCAGUUUGCACCACAGGUCAAGGCUUGAAAACGAAACAACGU